AUGGGUGUUUUAAGUCUGAACGUGGUCUCCUCGGAGCGAGGCGUCAAAAAGACAAUGCAAUUUGAGCCGAGCACACUUGUCUUCGACGCAGCCAAACUCAUUCGAGAAAAAUUCAAUAUGAACGAUAUUAACCGUAUGUUUUCAGGGUUUUAAAGUAAUAUAUAAUGGUUUACUUGAUAUUUUAUGUUUGGAAUUAUUUCACUUCGUUUUUUUGAAUGUAGUGAAAUCCUUUGUCUUUUUAAGAAAUGGUUUUUUUCAUCCAGAUUUUUUUGGAACCUAAGAAUUAGCUGACCGCUAGGGUAAAUUUCAACUGCGUCUUAUAGAAACUUUUUCCAACUUUUUGUUUAACAUUUUCUUCGUUUUGAAUGUAAUUGAGUAAGUUAUAUAAAUAUAUCGUAGAAACUGAAUCAGGGAAACAAAGAUAUAAUGAGUGAAAUAGUGUGAAAUAAAAACCAGAAACGAAAAAAAAAGUCGGAAAAAGAUUCAAACUUUUGUCGUCGGAACCUUAUCUGGUGUGAUGAAAAAAAAAAAAGCAAAAAUGGUCAUUUUUUGUUGUUACAAAUUAAGAAACGAAUGAAACUAUCAUGAGAAAUUGAAAAAAUGUGUCUUUUAAUAAAUUGAUGCUUUUCAUACAAAAUUGGUCAGAAACUAUUUAAUUUCGAGAUCGAAUGGACACGUGUAUUUUUUUAAACGUUUCAGCAAACGAAUAUGGCCUAUUCCGAAUGGAGGAUGACCCGUCAAAAUGCGUCUGGAUGGAAAACGGACGAACACUUGAGUAUUACCUGGUUCGAAACCAAGACCGCAUUGAAUACAAAAAAAAGAUCCGACUCUUGAAAGUGCGGAUGCUCGACGGCGCUGUGAAGGCGGUUCAGAUUGACGAGAGCCUGCCGGUCAGCCAGCUCAUGCUCACGAUUUGCAACAAAAUCGGCAUAUCGAACUACGAAGAGUACAGUCUGGUGCGUGACGGACCCGGCCUCGUCAACAACGAAAACUCGCAAUCCAACUGGAAUCUGCGAGAGGAGCGCUCCAGAAGUGUCGACGUCGAACGCAGGACGGGAGGGGGCCUGAUGGGCACUCUGGGAAGGCGCAAAGAUCAGAAGAUGGAGGAGAUGCGUCACAAACUUCACACUGACGAGGAGUUGGCUUGGGUCGAGCACGGCAAAACGCUCAGGGAGCAGAACAUCGCCGAUGACGAGACCUUGCUGCUCCGCAGAAAAUUUUUCUUCAGGUCUGAGCCUCACGAAACGUUGAGUUUAGAUAUCAAAUGAGCUAAAACCCUUUUACUCGAAAAUUCCUGUAAGUAGACUCAAAGACUUUCUACAUGAAAAUCUCGCAAAACAUUUUUACUUUUGGUGGUUGAAAAACAAUCUAAUUUGCAAACAGAAAACAGAAAUUCUAGAUCUUUUUUUUUCUUGAAAACUGGGAACAUGUGGAUUUUGAGACUUUGAGGGCUUCAAAACCUAAAAAGCUUUUGUAAAUGGGCUUGGGACCCUUAUUAGCGUCCUUUUUUCAGUAUCCUAAUCAACAAUUUACCCUAAAAAAACUGGUUUUUCUGAGAAAAAUUGGUGAGUUUGUUGCAAAAUAAUCCUUGACGAAUUUGAAAUCAACUUCUGUGCGGCUUUUGUCAGCCUAACACUUCAAAAUGUUCGUCAAUAAUUUUAUGCUCAAUUUUCGAACAGUUGGAAUUUUAACUUCAAGAGCUGCCGAAGUAAUUUCUUUAGGAAACGUUUUUUUUUUCUGACUAUGUUUAUGACUUUCUGCUCCCUUUUAAGCUCAGUUUGAAAGAUUACGUAGGAACGAUGAAAAGUUCUGAAAGAAAUGUUUAAGUGACACGAAUGUGGACAGCCGCGAUCCAGUGCAACUCAACCUUCUUUACGUUCAGUGCCGCGAUGGAGUCUUGAGGGUAAGAGAUCCGAAAGAAAAGAUGUUUAGAGGGAUCAAUCAUCAUCGCACUUCAUCACAUCCCUGGAAGAUAUAUCUUAUUUUAGGAUCUCAAGUCUCCAGUUUUUUUCUAUGACCCCCAGUUAAAAAAUAUUUGAUUAUGGUUAGAAAAAUAUGUGCAAACCAAACUUUAGUUCUUUCUUUUCAAUAAUUUAAGUUGAGUCGAAGAUUUCUUGUUAAUUUGUGAUGAUUGGACGGGCGAAAUUUAGUUUUCCACCAAAUUUGCAAUGUAAAAAAAGCGAAAUCUAAUGAAACGACUAUUGUAAUGCAUUGAUAGGGCCUCCAUCCCGUCAACAAGGAGACCGCCCUGCAUCUCGCAGCGCUUCAGGCUCACAUACAGUACGGCGAUUUCCCGCACGACAAACCAAAGUUCCAAAUAGAGUAGGUUUUUUUUUUCUUAUUAUUGGGAUGAAUAUCAAAAUUGACGCACUCUGAAAAAGAAACCUUCGAAGGUCUGAAAAAUGAGCUCAACGCACAUUUCAUGAUGCGUUUUCUCGGCGAUAAAUGGCCGCGGCUUUGAGAAAAAGCUUUCCCAAAACACCAGCAAAUGCGCUCAAUUUUUAUGCACCAAUUAUAGCUCGCAGUGUCUUUCAGCAGUUUUACUGUCGUUUUUAUUGGUUCCCAUGCAUUUUUAAUAUUUUCGGACGUCUGCAAAGAUUUGAAACUAUGCAAAGUUUUCUUCGGAUUUUCGAGAAUUACUCCAUUCUAAAAAUAAAAAAAUUUUAGAGUUGGAAUAAUUUUGUUUAAAACAAAAACCUAUACAACGAGAUUACGAUUUUUCUUGUUUUUCAAAUUUAAAAAUUAAAUACUUUCUCAACCCCAAAAGGGAGGUCUUCCUCUCGAAAGUUCUUCAGGAAGUAGGCUUUGUAUGUUCUUGUUGAAAAAUCGAAGGUCCUUUGCUUUUCUUUUGCCGUAAAAGGACGGCCAUUGCGGCGGUCCCCAGGGCGAAGAGCGCCAAUUGUGCCUUUUGUGAAUUGUUGAAGUUGUUCAUGCAUGCUUAAUACUCUGCAACGAGAGAGAGGGAGAGAAGAGAAGGGCGCUUUUUCGAGAAAACGAGGGGUUGUCCAUGAAUUUCGUCCAUUUACUCGUACGUAGAGAGCGUGGCGUGUGUGCCUGAUUCGAAUCGGUCAUGCGCGACUCCAUGUACUAGAUUUACCUCGAUUAUUAUUUUCCAAUCGUUGGUUUUUGCAGCGGCCGCGAUCUCCUGCCCAAAGAGUACGCAAAGAACAAAGAAAAUGAGAAAAAAGUCGUUCAGGUUUAUUUCCCCCAGAAAACGCCUGUUUCAAUCUUUCCCUUGCAGUUUUACAAAGAGCUUACGGGAACGCAGGAGCUCGACGCCAAAAGCAAGUACGUGCAUCUGUGCCGCGAGCUCAAAACUUACGGAGUCACGUUUUUCGUCGUCAAAGGUGUGUACUACUUCGAUUUCUGCGGCCUGGAGUGAUAACUCGAGCUCUAUUCUUUUCUUAAAACUAAAAAAAGUCUGUAACGACGACCGUUGGUGAAAAACUGAGCAUUCUAGUGGAAUGAGCAGAACAUUUGCAACAUCUUUAAAACAAAAAAACGUGGUGUUUGAAGGCUUCGAUAGCCUGAAUUGACAUAAAAAAGGUUAGUUAGAGAAUUCCUACGGACACUGAAUUAGAAAAUGAAACAAGAACAUUCUUAUUCAAAAACUUUGAGCUCUUGAACAAUGUGUGUUCGUUUGACCUCAAGUCUCCCGCCAAAAGCAUUGUCGCGUACGUAACAAGUCACCUUUGUCUACCCAUAUCGUCUUUCAAGUCGGAAAGAAUCGAUCACAGGAAGCUCAGAAAAUGAAGUCGAAGCUACGUACAAUUGUGUAUUCACUUAACAUAUUCAUUAAAAAAAAUAACGGAAAACGUUUAGUUGAAAAAAGAAAAGUUGAGCGUUUCUCGCAUUGUCUGUGGAUCCCUUUGCUCCAAAGCUUCUAAGUUGAACUCACGAAACCUUCAGUAGGCCUUUUGAUUGGGGGUCUUGUGGCGCGGCACUGCGAAUUGAAUAUUCGCCGCCAUCUGCUGCAAAACUAGACACACACACACACAAGUGAUUUGCUGAAAAGAGGGAACGCGACGUUAAAGCGUUUAGAGAAGAUGCCUGGCAAGAACAAAUUGGUGCCGCGGCUGCUCGGCGUUAACAAGGAGAGCGUGAUGCGAGUCGACGAGAAGACCAAGGAAAUCCUGAAGGAGUGGCCUCUAGAGCAGGUCCGCCGAUGGGCUUCCUCCGGAAAGACUUUCAACCUGGCGAGUACUUUUUUUGGGUUUGGGGAAAAAAUGUGCAAGUUCUACGUAAUCUCUUCCACUUUCCUCAAAUCAAUCAUAUACUUUGCUUGCUCCAGCUUGGAAAGCUUUGUUCGCACGGGCAACGGCUACGAAACGGUUGCUUUCAAAAUGUCCGACCGGAAACGAGUUGUGGCGUCGUCUGAAGUGGACGCUUUGAGCCAAUCUACGUGUGAUCACGGUUUUUGAAGCUGGAGGAAAUAAGGAAAAUGUAAACAUGUUUUAAAUUGAAGAAAAAAAAAUAAUUGAAUGAUUUUUUUUUUCGCUUUUUUCAAACAAAAUCCUUUGACUUAAUUUUUUCUGAAGCUUUCUUUUUUGAUGAGAAGAGAGAAGGAGAGAAGGAGCCGCCUCGAACCAAAGUUUGACAUAUUGCAGGAUUUCGGAGAUUACCAAGACGGCUAUUACUCGGUGCAGACGUCGGACGGCGAGAAGAUCGGCCAGCUGAUUGGCGGCUACAUCGACAUAAUCCUCAAGAAGAAACGCACCCGCGACCACCAAGGAAUCGAAGGAGACGAGGGCUCGACCAUGCUCGAGGAUGUCGUCGCGCCGGCAAAGGCCACAUUGGUGCGUCGCUCCGCGAGGAUCAUUUGAGUGAUCCCUUGAGUUGUCCCAAGGGGCCUUUUAAAAUGCCAUCUGUUUGCAAAAGAGGCUCUCCUACUUGGUCUGAGAAGCCACUUGAACAAGCAUCCAAGUGGCUAAGAAUGCUUACAAGACAGUGGUAAUAAGAAAUAUGGCUUCUCUAGAAGACCUUAAGUGAACACUCUGAAAUUUCAUGGAGGGUUCCUUACGAUGACCAUUGAAUAGGGACUUCAUCAAUAAAAAAUUUUCAUUAAAGUUGCUACUCGGCUUAAGAACAAAAUUAUCGAAAGAAAUUCUUGUCUUUAUAAGUAUUAUCAAGUUUUUCUAAAACUUUUUCCAAUUAAAAUUAGCUUUGAGACAUGUUGUGACACUAUCAACCGAAUAAAAGUUCAAUGUGAGUCCGAUCCGUUUCCAAAAACUUUAGGUCAAUGUCGCGAAUGUGUGACGCGUGAAAGUUGUUUUCAGAGCAACAAACAAAACGCGCCAAAAAGGCAUUCUGUUUUGGGAUUUCGAUAUAAAGUUUUUCGAACGAUUUUUGCAAUCAAUCUCUAUUUAUAUAAUUGAACUUUUAAAGAAUCAAACAAUUAUUUUUAUUCGCUUAACCUGAAAUAUCACGGGAAGGACUCUAUAAACAGGAAUUUCAAACUAGAUUUUUUAAACUCUCAUUUUUUCCGACCCUAACAGAACUUAUCGAAUUUUCGCUGUUGAAAAGUGAACCCUGGACUCGAUGUUUUCCUGCAUGAUUAAAGACUGUUACUAAGUGACAUUUCCAACGCAAUGAUUCGAAACUUUUCAGGUAGCUCACGGACAAAUUGGCGCUGGCCAACGACAGCAAGACCAUGCGGUUGCAGUGCGCGGCGUUCUGCGGACACCGCAGGGCCACCAGGGCUACGGCAUCAACGGAGCACAAUACGGAGCCGUCAGCGGAGAAGUCACCUCUCAGCACAUGGCCAGAGUGAGUUCAGAAGAGAAAAAAGCUCGAGGACAUUGAAAAUGAUUUCCAGCGCCGGCACCUUCAGUAAGACGAAUUUUUAUGUUUUGUGUACCGUUCCAAUAGAUCUUUAGAGCUUUUGUUGAAAGUCAUUUAAGUUGGCUUGCUUCUGGCUACUGAAGUUUAUUUCACGGUUUUUUGAAAAGCUAUUAUGGGCAACUGUUCUUGUGCUUUCUGAAUUUUCUAUAAUAGGUAUAACAAACGGGGAAAUUUUUUUUUAAAACGAGAGAGAAUCUAGGAGUUCGUCAGAGCCAGUAAUUUAAUGAAUACAAUCUGUUAAAGGAAUUGAUAUGUCUUCCGUGCAAACAUGUAGGAACUGCGUAUAUUUUUCGAAGAAUGCGUCAUUUAGUUCGAAGUGGAAAAAUUUUACCAGAGAACUUUAACAAUAAGAAGCCUUUUUUGGUUUUUGAGCGUUCUUGUCCCGCUUCAAUUAUGUCAAGUAGUAUCCUUUAGCUUUGCAUUGUGAGACAGCCCAACGACUCGGAGAGAAACUUAUUUCGAACGAAAUGAAAGAAGAUUCAAUCGGUUUGCAGGCACAACGAAUGAUGAUCAGCGACAUGCACGAACACCCGCAGCGAGCCUUGAUAGGCACCAUCGAGGCGACGAUCCGCGCGAUCGACGAAGCCGAAGAAGAGCUGCAGGCGGAGCCGUACAUCGAACUGCCCAAGUUCAAGGACGAGCACAGCGCCCACCGCUGGGUCGACGAGCAGAUGGCGGUCAACAAGGAGAACGUCAACGAGCGGCUGGCUGCCAUGGGAGCCGCCACUGCACAAGUGAGCGUCGUCCAUCUUCUUCCCAAACGAUUUGCCAUCCAUCUAUUCCGUUUUUCGCUUGCUUACACACACGGGUCGCGAUAGUACCAGUAGUCUAUCGAAGGGUUUUGAGAAUAGCGUUGGUACCGCGAGAUACCUUGCAACAAAAACAUGAAAAGCCAAUAGACUCGCGGUAUACCACUCAGCACUAUCGGUACAGCCCCGAUAGUGCUGAAGUGUAUACCGCAGGUAUGACGAUGAAAAUCUAUAUUAUUAUACCAUCCGGAUCCAUUUUGAGGUAUGUCCUCGGUAUACUUUUGUUGUCUGAUCCCGAAUCGUCUAUGUAGGGCAAAUAUUCUUACAAGACUUCUCCUCUCACAAACUUUCUUUUCCAAUGAUGAGGCGAAAUUCUCAAAUAUUGUCUCAUGAUAGCGCCGAAUGAAGGUCAAAAAUUUAAUAGAAACUAAAGUCUUCAAAACCUAAGUUCAGUUAAAUAAUUAUUUAGAAAAGUGCGUAAAAACGGAGGAUCUAAAAAAACAAGUAAUUUCCCUGACUUUCGUUUUUUUCGUUUUAUUAUCUUUUCCUUUGUUUAUCAUUAAGACGCUCUCUUAUCAGUUUUGUAAGGUUUGUUUCCUUACGCUGUUCUUCGAUACUUUUUUUUAUCAUUUUUUUUGUGCCCAAUGAUUGCAAUUUUUGAAAAUUUGACGUAUUUGAGCCAUUUUCUCACAUUUUUUUAAAAUAAGUUUUUCGAAUCCUCUCAAAAACAGUCUGGUAUCAGGUUGUGCAAUGGACGGCGACUCAAGAACAGGACGAGUACGACGAUCGCGUCGGAACCGCGAUAGCGACCAUCGGAUCCAACUUGCCCGACGUCAGUCGCAACGUUCGCGACUUCUCUGCGAUGAUGUCGCAGGAAUCGAGGUCUGAAUAGCUUUUUUCUUCCUUGAUAUAAUCAUAUAUUUUGCAGAGGAGAUCUGAUGGAAGCGACUCGACGUCUGUGCGGAGCUUUCAGCGACUUCAUGACGGCGGUGAACCCGGAGCACGAGGAGAAGCGAACCAAAGUUUUUGCGGCGGCUGGCCGCGUCGGCGACUUCUCGCAGCAGGUCAUCAACAACAUGGAGGAGCGAACCGAGUACCAGCAAUCGUUCGACGAAACGUUCAUGCAGCGCGCCAAGCACAUCGCCACCUCAACUGCCCAAUUAGUCCUUUGGUAGGAGGAUUUUGCUUUUGUUUUGACCCUCUCACGAAAAACUCUUUCUCUUCUUCUUUCGCUUCUCCUUCUUCGUCGACGUCGCCCAAUUUGUGUCCCUGAUUGGCUGUCUCGGGAUCGAAUGCAGUCAGAUUUUCCUUUCGCGAGAGAUGACAAACUUUACCAAGCUAUAAGAAAAACGUUAUAACAGAUCAUCUAGAAAACAUAUUACCAAAGCGAAAAAUCAAAUUAUUUCUUAAAACGCGUACUUCCUUUAAUAUUAAAAGUUUAAAAAAAGGUAUUUGAACCGAAAAUAGUCAACAAGUCAAAAGUUUUUUUAUAAAAUCCCCUUGAAAGGAAAUUUCAAACUAAAUUUUUGAAAGAGCAAAAUUAGUAAGUAUUACUCCAAAUAACCUGGACACACCCGUGCUUCUCGGUUUUUCAAGAUUUUUCACUAAUCUUGCCAAGAACAUACUCGUAAAAAUUGACUGAUUUUAGCUGAACUAUUGAGCAACUUUAUUACAAUUAAUUACUUCAAAAACAUGAAUCCAUACGUGAUUUACGCGUUUCACGCUUUAAAUUGAAAUGAACUGAUAUUUUCUAUUUAGGCGCAGCUCUCUGUGCGUUUGGUAAGCUUGGUGAAUCUCGUACGCCUCAUCGCAUUUGUCUUGAUUGGCCUGAAAGGCCCAAGAAAGCGGAAAGGAGGUGUUUAGUAGUAGUGGAAGCGAAGGACGGCGGCGGUUGGCCAGAUUUAGGCGGCUCCGUUAUGUCCCUUGCGAGCCAUCUGUAAGCUCGGCCGUGGAGGUCCUUGGAGAGCUCGACCGAAACCAGCCAAUGAUGGAUGGGUAUGUAAAUGUCUCCCUUCACGUCUCGUGCCACUCUUACCACGGCUUCGCCUCCCAUGGGUGUUUCGGCGAGCAGUGCGGCGGGAAAAGAGCACGCGCAAACGGGAGCGUCGUCGUCGUUCUCGUCGAACCACGUACAUCUGUCCUAGGCGAAAACGGAGUGGGCGUGGCUUUCGCUCCCUUUCAGAAACUGCCUCCUCCGCCUCUUCCGUUCUUACUCUUUUACUCGUAGUAGUCUCGAGGGCAGCGGCAGCGGCUUGUUCCCGAGCCCAGUUAUUCCUAUGUUUAGAGCUUUUGAAGUUCAUGUUGUUCUUUGCCUUUGCUUUCGUGUUUACUCUAUUCGCCAGGACCACCACGCAGGAUGGCGAAGUAGAGUUGCAGCUCCGAAACUGCGGUCAAAUUCAAAGCUGUUACUUUCGAAUUUUUCCAAAUUCUCUUUGAAUUUUCUUCGUAAGUCUCAGACUCACUCAGCCUUCGUGACUUGAAAUAAGAAAGACAAAUCACACAGUCUCCAAGUUCGCGAUAUUCUUCCAGUUUUUGGUUCUCUUCAUGCGCCAAGAGUCCAAACCGCUAAGCCUGUUUUCCGACUCACUGGGAAAAUUGGAAGUUAUGAACCCCAAGGCCUUUGAGAACCCCCAGUGGCGGCCCUCUCGAUGCCGGAGUCUGACAUCGCUAAAAGCGGUUAACUGUCUUCUCUACAAUUUUUCGUCUUUCAUCAGCAUGUUAGAGUAUUGGAAAUAGCGUUGAGAAAAGUCAUAAUCACAGAAGACAUUUAAAAGCCUGAACGCAACAUUUUUACGUGAACAUUAUUUUUCUUCAUUAUGACUUUUUUUCGUCGUUUAUGACUGGAAGCCGUUUUCCACUGCCUGUUUCCGAGUGUGAAACCUGUUUUGUGUCAGUGAAUUUUCGACCUUCUAAGCCGCGCGCCGACAUCAUCGUUAUCUUGUCACCCCAACGCUACCGUCAUCAAGCUGAAAAAAGGCAACAAACGACGCCGAAAAAUGGAUUGGAAUGGGAGGCGGAAUUCUUUGAAAGCCUCGCCUUCGGUGCGUUUUCCACAGUCCGCUUCUCCUAAGUCCAUCCAGCCGCCUAAUGUCCUCGUCGCCUGCGGUUCCUAGACGCAGAAAACUUGUCAGCGACGUCCAAAUAUUCAACUAUUAUCCGUGUAGCACGCCAAUCAAGCACCCGUGUCGACUCAAAAAGUCUGUAAUUCAUCUAUUUUUUUCAAUUUCGAAGCAAUUAUGAUGUUUGAACCAUUAUCUGUAAUCGUCAUAACACAGAGAUUUCCUUGAGAACUUUCGAGAUAUUGAGAGCUUCUUUUCAGUGCCAAAACCAUCUCGGCGGAAUGCGACGAGGAUCAGAAGGAGACUGUGGUGCGGUCGGCGACCGACUGUGCCUACGCGACGUCGCAGCUUGUGGCUUGCGCGCGAGUCGUCGCACCGACAAUCGAGAACCCGGCCUGUCAGCAGCAACUCACCUCUGCCGCCACUCAGGUAUCGUCCUAAAAAAAAUUAUAAUAAAUUCAAAAGUUUUUAUUUUCGAACGUUUUUUGAAUUACAGAGCGAUUUGAAAAACCAAUAAUAAUGCAUGAAAGCUUCAAAGUUCGAAUACUUGAAGUUUUUUUCCACUCGAUCUUGUUUCGAAAGAGCUUUGGUAGUUUAUUAAUUCAAAAGGAAUAUCUCAACUUUUUCCAAAUUUGAAUUUCAACAUUUUUUUGCAAUGAAAAAAAUUUUUUUUUAUUUACACCUUGUAAGCUUGACCUUGUAAGAUUGAUUAAUCAUAAAUAUUAGGUAAUUUUCAUGAAAUAAUUGAACUCGACUAACAGCCAUGUUUUUUUUCUUUGCAGGUGUCACAUAACGUGCAGAAGCUGAUCUACGAAGCGGAUUCGGUGCGGCAACCAAGGCAAGAAUCGCUGCGAGACAUCCACAGCGCUGCGCGACAGGUCAGGAAAAAAAAAAUAUUGAGGUCAUUUGUGUGCCUUCAACGAGAAGAAGCUAUAGGAGGGGGAGGGGGAGAGGAAGAUGGAAAAGCUUUUGAAAGAGCGAGCCCGGCGGCCUCCCGAAAAGGAAAGGAUAAUUGAAGGUGACGAACGCGUUGGAUAGCCUACUCGAGUAUGCCAAGACGAGUCCGAAGACGACGACGACGAGCAGAACCGAGGAAGAGGAGGAGUACAACCAAGUCCUCCGUCGCACCAAUCGCAUGAUCGCCCAUCAGGUAAACAACUUCUCCGAGAAUAUCUUUGGAUUCAUUUCAACUUUAAAAGUACCUACUGUAAUCGAGGUCUCUCCCUACCAUUUGGAGGACUUGCGAAUGCGGGAAAAAAUAACUUAUAUUCUGAAAUCGGUAGUUUCAAAGAUGAAAAGCCAUAUUCAGACUGUAAAGAUCGGAAAAUGCAGUAUUUUCAUGAAUAAUCAAUCAUUUAUUUUGUUGUUUUGGUCGUAGAUGUAACUUUACAACAAGAACUUUUCAAGCAAUAACGAACAACCGCCUUUGGCGAACUAGAAGUUCAAACGUCUAAUCUAAAGAGUUGAAAGAAUAGUUCCUCGGAAUAUGAGCAACAUCUUCAAGGGAAGGUUUUACACGGAAUCUUCACUGAAUGUAAAGAAAAAAUUUUUUUGCGUCUUUCAGCUCGAAAAUGUUUGCCAAAUUUGAUUUUUAGCUGUAAAUGUUAACGUUUUCUAAAGAUCAAACAGAAAGUAACUAAAAUAGGUUCAACUAUAGUUUCAAAGUAGUAGUAUACUUUGAAACGCAGCUUCAAUAUAAAAAAAAGAAUAGAUGAAGGUUUUUGGGAGAAAGAGGAAAAGAGUGCCAGGCCAUAUACGUCAAAAGUCAUCUCCGUACGACAAGAUUAUUGGCAGGGCCCGAGCGAAGACUUGACUCGCGAGGCGAAAAAAGUGAUUCGUCACAGCCAAAUCCUGAUGGAGCAGUUCGAGCACGAGGCGACACAGCGGCCAGAACAGCGCGACCGACUUCUCGACGCCGCGAGAAGAGUCGCCACCGCCACUUCCGACAUGAUCGACGCCACUAGAGUUCGUUUUGGGCGUUUGAUUGAGAAUAAUUGGAUACUUGCUCUGAAUUUCACUGUAAUAACUUUGAACGAGAGGUAACAGUAAUAAUUUACUUUUUGGAGAACAACCAGUUCUGAAAAGUUCAGCAAAAUCCCAACCGCAAAGUAGAAUAAAAAUCACCCUCAUUAUAGGGUAGAUCUUAAAUGAUAAAGAGGUAAUUCAAAAAUUUAUUAUAUAUUUUUUUCAAAUUCAGUGGCAUAAUUAUUCAAACAUCUUCGGUUCGAAAAAAUGUAUGAAUGUUCGAAGCUUUUAUGAAGAUCCUCACCAAGUUUUUUCCACACGAAAACCAUGUUUUUUUUUCCAGGAUUGCGAGUCGCGACCAACGGAAGCCGAAUCGGAAAUGGCCCUUCGAACGGCGGCUGAAAAACUGGCCCGAGUGACGACGGAAACCACGAGCGACCAGCAGGAAAAGCAUAUCAUGCAGCGGUUGGAGCAGGCCGCCAAGCAGACCACCUACGACGCCACGCAGACCAUCGCAGCCGCCAACGCCGCCAAGGUCGGUCUUCCUCCGGAAUGGACUGGGAAUGUUGGAUUGGACUCUGUGAUAUGCAUUGGAAUUGGGCUGGAGAGGAUUCUGUAAAAAAAAAAAACCUGACAAAUUUCUCAUUUUUCGAUACUAUUAAUUGUUGAAAACUAACUACUAAUUUCGUAUUCAUCCGGAAAAAUUUUCAUAGAAACUUUCAAGCGAUGUUAAGAGGCGCUGGACCGAGGCGAUUUUCUGUUUUUCAAAUCCUUGAAAGCCUCAGCGUUGUCUGAAAAUUUGGGAUGAAGAUGGAGAAAAGUCAAUUGAAACUUUGAGAACUUGGCAAGAUUCAAGCCUAUCCAGUACGAUUUCAAUGUACCCCAAACUUGAAUUCUUGAUGAAACAUGUUGGAAAUGGGUUCUCAAGAAACUUCGCGCAAAAAUCAAAAUGAAAUAGAGGCAAAGGGCAGGCACUUCCACAGACACACAAACAUUGCACUGAUUUGGUUCAGGAGGCCCGAAAACGAACGGAAACAACUGAGCAACUUCUAGUUGAUGACACUCACACAAUUCUUCGCAUUCGUUGAUUUCCCUGAUUGCUUCUUUUCUUUCGCCUUUUAGUCAAAUGACUUGAACAAAAACAAAAACCCAAACUGUGCAUAGAUCGAGUGCGGACAACUGCCUUUACAAUAUCCAUAAUGGACCAUAUCAGUACCGAGUCUGCCUUUAUCUUAAGCCUUUUCCAUCUUUCAAAUUUUGAUUUCAUGUAAAAAGAGAAUAAAUAUUAGUACUAUUCGGCUGGAAUUUGGGGGUGUCACCAAUUGUUUUUUGGAUGAGAGGAAGAAAGCUGAGUCACGCGGGAAAGGAAGUGUAAGUGAUAUGCCGUGGAGUUGUUCUUCCGUUAUAAAUUUUUUGCGUUGCCUGCCCUGUCCUCAUGCGAAGUUUUCAAUCAACUAAAUUUUUUUUCUAUUUUUGGUUCAUAAUCAGAGUUUCGAGUGGAGUACUAAUAAUCAUGUGUCUUCCAGACUUUUUGAAAAAUCGAAUGAAUUUUUUAUUUUUCAGGAAGUUGUCACGAAGCAGUCCAGCUGUGAGAAUUUGCUCUAUGAGUGUGCACAGACCGCGGAACACUUGCCGAGGUAAAUAGUCAAGAAAACAAGAACCUAUUUUCAAAUUUAAUUUAACAGUGAUUCCUAAGCUAAAAAGUUUUUGUUAUCGCACUCAUUAAGAGAAUUCAAAAAAAUGGAGUAUCUAUUGUUUGAUUUUUUAGACUGAUCACCUCGAUUCGCGAAAGCCAAAGCGCCAAAGAUCCGUCUUCGAGGUUCCGCGCCCAGAGUAGACUUAUCCGUGACUCACAGAAGGUGUUGACGCCAGCCACGCAGCUUGUCGACAGCUCCAGGAAUGCUGUCAGCGAGAUCAGUGAGGUCCACUUCGCCUCCGGCCUUUCCGACAGCUCUAACCGACUGGAUACGACACUGGCCGAGUUGCGGACUGCACUCAACGACGCCCAACAGCUGAACUUCUCCCAGCAGCUCAUCUACAGUGAGGAGCUGAUUCGUGAACUCGACCAGCAGCUCCUGGAAACCCAGCGCGGCCAGCGUAGCGUGCAGCCGCCAGCCGGUGCCACGGCAACAACAUCGACGAGCAAACUCAUGUCCAGCUCGAGGCACGUUGGAAGUGGCGUUGCUCAGCUCAUCUCCGCCGCUAGUUCUUCCGAUGAGCGACACAUCGGCUCUUCGGCCGUCGAGUUGGCCCAAAAUCUGAGGGGAUUCACCGACUCAGUGACGGAAGUCGUCGCCACUCGCACGGAUAUUCAGCUUGAAAAGUGAGGAAAAGCGUAAAUAUUCAUUGUUUCAGAUUUAAUUUGCGGUUUCUUGAGUUUUUAUUACAGCUAAUAUUACUGAAAAGGGCAGGUUAACAUUAUUCGUGAUCGUUUUAAUGUUUUGAGUUCGACACUGGGAAAAAUUUUUCCAUGAUAAGGACAUCAACUGACUCAAUUUAAAGAGCUUCAUAUACAUAAACUAUCUGUAUUUCCAUUCUAUUGCUCCAAGAGAUUUAUAACAAUGCUUUUUAAGGAUGAUAUAAUACUGUGGACGUUGAAAAAACCAGAAAGUUAAAAAUGAACGAUGAUAAGAAAAAAACCCAGACGAUGUCAUAAUUUUGAGAAAAUUAAUCGUAAAAUUUAAAUAUUGACCUAGAAGUUUACAAUUAGCGAUUUAUCCGAAAAUUCAUUUUUUUUUUCAGGCUUAUCGUCUGUGCCAGAUCAGUGGUACAUGAGUCUGGCCGCGUAUUCGACCGAGUCCGUGAAAAAGCGCCGCCGCCGGUUCUCGCUGACACCGCGAAGCAGGUCUCCACGAGCCUGAGACAAGUUAUUGCCUGUAUCCCCGACACGGAGCACAUCGAGAAGGCCAUCGCCAAGGUGCAGACCUCGAACGCCACGGCCAAUGUACAAGCCGUUGACCUGCGGACAGCUGCUUCGCGUCUCAUCGAGGCUACUUCUCAGCUCGUCGUCACCCUCGGCAUGCCCACCAAUAAACAAGCCGUCGAUGUUUUCGUUAACGCCUACACUGACAUGCACGCUUCUGUCAUCGCCGAAGUUCGACAACAACAACAGGCUCAAAACCGCAAGACAGUCGUCGAUAAGCUUGAGACAGUACAAAGAGAAGCUGUCUCCGUCCUGAGCAACCUGAGCCGCGCCAGCGUCCUAUCGGACACCACUUCCACCACACAGCUCACCAAACAAACCCGUCAUUUCGCUGGAAGCGUCAAUGAGCUCGUCGAACUUAUUGGCAUGGAGCAUCCGUGGGUCAGGGAGUGUGACGCGGCUCUCCGCCAAAUCCAAUCCGUUCGUCAUCUUUCCGAGAACGCGACUGUCCCACUCAAUAACGACUCUCACUUUGGCUCUCUCGACGCAGUCACGGAGCAUUCGAGGAAACUCGGCGCUGCCAUGACCAGCAUAGCGAGGAAUGCCAAGGCCAUGGACACGGCUGGCUUCUGCGCCAGUGUUAGGUCAGCCUUCUACGAUUUUCAAAAAUUUUUAUGUUUUCUCAUAUUGAACUGAUUUUCAACUUCCGAACCUUGUAUAAAUCGAAAAACUCUACUAGGAAAGCGUGAUGAUAUUUCGUCGAUCAAAACAGAAAUUGCAACUUUUUUUACUACCGAAGUCUUUUUAUCUUUUUUUUUUUGUUUCGCUCAGUCAGUUAGCUACUGAUGAAAUCAAAAAAAUCUCAAAGAUUCUAUCAAAAAAAUUUUCAGCGAAACACUGAUAAAAAAAUUUUUUUAAAUUUCUUCAAGCGUCAAGUUACAGCUACAGUAACCUUUUUCACGGUUAAAUAGUUUCUAAUAUUUUUUUCUUAAGGAACUCUUCCGAAGCGGUUUGUUCAUUGGCUGAAGCCGCAGCUCAGUCGGCCUAUCUGGUCGGCGUCUCCCAUCCGGAAAGCGUCGUUGGCAGAGCUGCGCUCAUCGACAUGACAACGGUCUCGAGGUCUGUGGCAGCUGUCAAGGAGGCUUGUGAAGCGAUCGAACGUGGACAACUCAGCCAAGAAGAACUACUAAAUGUAAUUUGAAAAAAAUCAUCGAAAAAGUUCAUCAAAGAAUAUCGUUUAGGCGACAACUUCGACGGCCAAACACACUUCUGCGAUCGCUCAGAUUUGCCGUAACGCCUCUGACGUCAGCAGCAACAUGAACGUCCGGAAACAUCUAGUUAACUCGACGCACGACCUCGCCUCCAAAACAGCAGCCCUGAUAGAGGCGGUCAAGCAAUUGGACAAUCGACGUACACCUGAAGCAGAAGCCGAGUGUGUCCGCACGAGUGCCGAAGUUCGCGUCGUGGCCGAACAACUCCAAUCGUUUGUGGACAAUCCCGAUUUCUCUCCGAUCCCGGCCAGAAUCAGCGACAGUGGACGCGAAGCACAGAUCCCUGUACUUGCAUCCAGUCGACAAAUGCUCGACGCAACCUCUCAAAUGAUCAGGACUGCCAAGGACUUGGCCGUCUCGCCCAUGGAUGCUACCAUCUGGCAGAGGGUGGCCGACAACAGCAAGCUGGUCAGCGAGUCUAUCAAAAAGCUUGUUGAAUCGAUUCGUGAUGCGGCUCCUGGUCAAGUCGAAAUCGAACGUGUCAUUCAGCUACUGCAUCAGUUGAUUGGAGACGUCGAAAGGAGCGCAAUGGACGCCUAUCAGCAUACAAACGGUGUGACAAGGAACCCGGCCGCCGAGAAGCAACUACAUCAGCAAAUCCAGCACAUCACGAACGCUCUCAUCGAAGAGGUCGACCCUCUGAGAACUGCAGCUGUCGCACACGGAGAGCACCUUCCUCACAGUGUUGAACUUCACUGGCAGCUGACGGCUGAUCUUGCCAACUCGGCUUGUGCAGCUGCAACUCUCACGGCCAACAGCAACCAACAGAAUGAUUUGUUCGAGAAAUGCCGAACCGUUGUUGAGGCUCAGCUCCAGAUGAUGCUUGCCUGUCGUGAUUCAGGCGGCAAUCCUAAUGCCGUCCACGCCCACUCACAAGUUGACGAUGCCACGGUGCAGUUGAAACACGCUCUUGGAGAUAUGAGAGCGACUUUGGCGAAGAUUGGCAACGAACAAGGUGUCGUACAAGGCAUGGUCGACACGAUUUCUACGUCUAUUGCGAGCACAGACCACACCGUCUCAUCUCAAGGAUCCUUCGCUGAUUCUCAGACCCGCAUGACGGCCUACCUUGAAGAUAUUCGGCGGACCGCUGAGCAAAUGCCAUCCUCUAACACUCAAUCUCUUGGUGGUCUGUCACUCAAUCUCAGCGAAAAGUACCGUCUUCUAGCCAGCGACACCAGACAAGCCGUCGGAAUGCUCCCGUCAGCCAAUAUUGCUCAGAAGUUCAAAGUUUCUGUCCAAAAGUUGGGAACAGGAUGCAUUGAUGCCGUCAAAGUGGCUGGGCAACGAAGAGCGCAUCCAGACGAUGAACGUAUCAACCGAGAGCUUAACGUCCAAUGCAACGUCGUCAUCGAACGCGUCUACCAGGUCUUGGCGGCGUUGCAUGAGGCUUCUCGUGGAACGCAGGCUUGCAUCAACGCAGCCAACACGGUUAGCGGAAUUAUCGGCGAUUUGGAAACGACGAUUCUCUUUGCCAGCAGUGGUACUCUCAACACUAGUGAUCAACCAAAAUCAUUUUCUACUCAUCGGGAUAUCAUCUUGAAAACGGCCAAGGCCCUUGUGGAAGACACGAAGGCACUCGUCGCUGGCGCUGCUUCCAACCAGGAACAGUUAGCUGUGGCCGCACAAAACGCCGUUCGAACUAUCGUCAACCUCUCGGACGCAGUCAAAAAUGGGGCUGGAAGCAUGAGUGGAGAGAACUCAGAAGCUCAGAUUUUUGUGAUCCAUGCCGUUCGUGACGUCGCCGCUGCACUGGCCUCUCUGAUUCAAGCCACCAAGAACGCUUCUGGUCGAUCGCUUCAACACCCUGCGAUGGGACAACUUAAGGAUGCUGCCAAGGUCAUGGUAUCCAAUGUAACAGGCCUCUUGAAAACUGUGAAAAGCGUCGAAGACAAGCAACAGCAAGGAACGCGAGCCCUCGAAGCAGCCGUCGACGCCGUCACAUUUGAGAUCCGACAGUUUGAUGCGGACGUCAGUGAGGGUACUUCGUACGCGACAGAAUCUAGACCCGAGUAUCUUGCGACCGCAGCGGAACAAAUAUCUCAGGCGACGCAGAAACUCACGUUCGCUGGAAACUCGAUGCAACAAGACGACGUGAUUGCAGCUGGAAACUCGGCGAGAUCGGCUGUCAGAAGCCUUCUUGCAGUGUCUAGAGCCAUCGCAAGCGACGUUGAUACUCCAGAAAGCCGUUAUCGGAUACUGGACGGUGGUCGUGACGUCGCUAAUCAGAUGAAAUGCCUUCUCGUGGCCCUCCACGCUCAGUUCACACGUUCGCCAACCGAAGAAUCCAAACAAGUUCUGAUCGAAGCCUCGCGUGCCGUCUCGAAGGCUCUUCGUGAUCUGAUCAACGCCUGUGAACUUGGACCUCACGAAGGGUGGAACGACGCCGAAUCUACGGCCCAGGCUGAGAGCGAACUCCUUGGUGCUGCGUCUUCGAUUGAAGCGGCUUCUCUGAAACUUGCCGAGCUCAGGCCUCGAGUAUCGCAAACUGCAGAGGUAAGAUCAUUUGAUCAGGUUCUUGCUUCUUUUUCUCCACAUCCCUCCCACACACCAUGCUGCCUGAGCUAUGAUAUGUCUGGUAUUCUUGGGUUCAAGCGGGAACCGGACAUAUUAGACAUAUCGAAGGUCGGGUCAGCCAUUUUUCCCCUUCGAGUCAUUGCGACCUUUUUUUUCAUAAACUACUCGACUUGAACAGUUCUAUGACUUUUAGAAUGGGGGCGCUGAUGGCGAAGGAUUCGAUGAAAAGAUAUUGUCAGCGGCGAAAUCGAUAACUUCUGCUGUACAAACUCUUGUCAAAGCAGCUUCCAACGCACAGAGAGAGCUGAUUGCCCAAGGUGAGAGGAUAAACGCGCAAAAACGAGAUUAGAUCAGAGAGCUUGGGAAUUUUAAUCAUGAAAAAGAACGAGAAAGAAAAAGAUUCGAAAAAAAGAUUUUUGAAUAAAUAACUUUUUUUAGAUGAUUAAUAAAUCACUUAAUAAGAUUACUGGGUGAAUUAACUAGAAAAUAGUAAACGAUACACAAUUUUUGUUUUUGAUGAAUGAGAGAAGAAACAGAACCAUAAUAAGUUGAUGGUUACGGCACAAACUGAAUGAAAUCUCGACCAAUUGUUCAGCUUGUUCCGAGAUUGACAAAAAUCUAACUUCUUAUCUUUCUCAAUUGAAAAGUUAUAUCGCAGAAACUUAUAUUAGGCUGUAACUUUUUCUCUUAUUUUUUUUUUCGAUUUCCCUCUUUUCAUGGCAAUGUUCAAAAAAACGUCUUGAAACAGUACGAAGUUGUGAAUUCCUACAAUUUGUGUUUGAUCUCAAAGCAUAUUCCUUUCUGGUCAAUGUUUUAUAAAGAGCAAGUACACACUGUGGUUGUAUGAAAAUAUUGCUUUUCAGCAAUCAUUAACAAUUUUCCUUUUCGAACUUUCCAUGAGAGCGACUCACGGAGCUAACUCUCCUAGAAGACGUUUUUUCACUUUCUUGGAAAAGGUUUCUAACCGACUGGUUAUUCAGGACGAUUGGAUGUGACAACGGCGAACAGCAGCGACUAUCAGUGGUCAGAAGGCCUGGUGAGCGCGGCACGACUCGUCGCCGCCGCCGUUCAGCAACUGUGCGAGGCGGCCAACGCCCUCGUGCAAGGACACGCCAGCGAGGAAAAGCUCAUUUCGGCGGCCAAGCAGGUCGCCUCUACCACCGCCCAGCUCAUGCUCGCUUGCAACGUCAAGGCCGACAUGGAGAGUCAGGCCAGGAAGCGUCUUCAGGUCGCUGGACAAGCUGUCAAGGUACUUUCUCUACUUUUGUUUUCUGCUCAGUUGAUCCGACUGAGGUUUUUUUCUCAGUCCUCCUUAUCGUUUUAACAAAAUGAAGUAAUGAAAAUUGACAAUAAAUGAAUUUGAAAAAUAUUUUUAGCAGGCUUCAAAAUUUUCCAGCAGCUUUUCAUGAUUUUUCAGUGAAGUUUCAAAAUUUCGGCAAACAUAUGAAAAUAAGGAAUAGAAAUAAUGCGUAUGAGAAUAAAAAUAAAAAAGAAGACAUCAACACGUUCACUGGCUAAUUAUUUACCUGUUUAAGUAUUGAACAAAUUUUUGCCAUGAAAAUGGUUUUGAUGAGCGUUUUCACAAUUUUUCUAUUUUACCUCUUUUUAUAUUAGUCAUGAAAAAAUCAAAAACAACGGAUUUUUUUGAGUUGAGUAGUGUCUAAAAGUGUGUCCAAAUUUUUGAGAACCUUAGAAAGCAACUCAUAAUAACUUUUUUUUUCGAUCAUUUGCUCUUUUAAACAAGCCACUUUGAACAGUCUGAACCCCGCAUACGCUAACCCAUUUUUAUUUUUUGUUUUUUUUUUUCAAAAAUGAAUUUUUUCUAGAACGCAACUGAACGACUUGUGGCCAACGCAAAGCAGAUCGUCUCCCGAGACGAUCGUAACAUUGUUAUUUCUGAACGGCUCGUGAGCGGCAUCGCUCAGGUCAUGGACGCCCAGGAGCAGGUUCUACGGAAAGAGAAGGAGCUGGUCGACGCUCGGGAACGGCUAGCACACCUUCAUAAAGCUCGCUAUGAGCGAGUUUCCCCUAGCGAGUAG
This is a messenger RNA of Caenorhabditis auriculariae, 20301 nucleotides long. Lineage: Eukaryota; Metazoa; Nematoda; Chromadorea; Rhabditida; Rhabditidae. The record is from the annotation of a GenBank genome assembly.